Molecule: messenger RNA, 2474 nt
Organism: Hemicordylus capensis (graceful crag lizard)
Lineage: Eukaryota; Metazoa; Chordata; Lepidosauria; Squamata; Cordylidae
Product: coiled-coil domain-containing protein 50-like
Exons: 11
Coding region: 99-1610 (503 amino acids)
Source: RefSeq, a predicted model, not a curated record
GUGACAUUGCUGGACUGGAGGGGGGAGCCCGUGUCCUCCACCCCCCCCACUGGGGGCCUGACACCACUCGAGGCUGCUCUUGGGAUCCCAGCCGUCUCAUGAGCUGGGGGGUGGCAGGAGCCUUCAGCAGUUCCUCUCCUUGGGAAGGCAGGGAGAAGCUUCUCUGGGGGCUCCCUGCCUGCAUCUCCACGGACUGGAGCGUCUCCUCUUCCCUCGGCCCCAGGAGAGGCUUUUGGGAGGAGCAGCUCUGGCUGCUGGUGGGAGCCAGGAAGCUGCCAGGGAGGCCACCCCUGCUGGGGUCGGGCAGUUCCGUGGCCUGCUGCCUCUGGCGCCCCCUUGGAAACCCAGCUGGCUCUCGGGGGAUCCUUCCUUGCGGUCCCAGCUGGCUGCCUUUCCUCCCAGGGCGCCUCUCUCCUCGCAAGAGUGCCUCUGCGCGGCCCCCGAGGGAGCAGGGCUGGCUGGCUGGCAGCGUGGCUCUGAAGAUGACCGACGUCCAAGUGGACAGUUCCCGUCUGCCUCCGGUUCAGGAAGUCCGCCGUGACUUUGCUGUCCUGGAAGACGGAGCGCUGGCCUGUUCCCUGCAGGAACAAGAGAUUGAACAGCAUUAUGCCUCCAACGUCCAGAAGAGCCGGCUGGUCCAGAAGGACAUCCGGAUCGCCAAAGAGCUUCAGGGCAGGGAGGAGGAGGAGGAAGGGAGCCAGCGGCACAGCGCUCAGCAGCAGCAGAUUGAAGAGAGCGACUCCCACACGGCCCGCGCCGCCGUCCAGGAGGACAUUCGGAGGAAAGCCGGAGCGAGUCGGCAGCGGGAGGAGCGAGACCAGGAAAUAGCCCAGCGGCUGCAGGACCUGGAGGAGGAGGCGGCCGGCCGCCAGCAGAAGCGGAGACUCCUCGGGAGCCCAGGCCGGGCCAGAGAGGAUGGUCUUGUGCCUCUGAACUGGGCCAUGGCAGGUCUGGCGCUCCGGAGCCGGGAGCUGCUGCUCCGGCAGGAUGAAGAGCUGGCCCGGAGGCUGCAGCGGGAGGAGGAGCGGCAGACGCGGCUGAGAGCCAGGAAGACCCGGCAGUGUGACGAUGACUACAGAGUUGCCCAGGUGGCCCAGGAUGAGGAGAUUGCUCGGUACAUGCAAGAGCAGGAGCUGGAAGCCCAGCAGAGGACUCUGGGCCCAGGCGUCAGGGGGGCGGCCCACAGCCUCUCAGCGCAGGAGGUCCCGGCAGGAAUGGAGGCAUCGCCGCCUUCCCAGAAGGGCGAAGAAGAAGCCGCCAAGGCGGCCCCUCCGGGCUUUGAAGCUGCCCCCCAUAUCCGGUCCCUGGGGAGAAGGUCGGCGGUGCCAGCAAGAGGAGGCCAGGCAGACCCCAGACUGCAGCUUUGCCGGAACAUUGCUGAGGAUCUGGACCCCACCUUUAAGGCCAAGAGGACGGAGGCGCCUGUGGACGGGACGGCUGCCCACAGCUCUCAAGCCGCCAGCCCAGGGCGUCUGGUCCCAGUGGACGGCUUCUUCGAUUACCUGGAUGAGGCCGUGGAAGCCGCCUUCGUGUCCCCGACCAAACGACAGCCGGAAAAGACGGGCCGCCCGAAAUCCCGGGAGAAGAAAGAAGGCUGCAAGCAGCAGUGAGUGCCGGGCCACCCGGCCGCCCCCUCGGCCCCCAGAGCGCUGGCCUCCAGCCCCACCAGGGGGCGGACGGAACGGGACAAGGUCUGCUGUGCUGCAGUCCGCUUCUGGGUCUGGGUUCGAAUGACCCGUCGCCAGUGCCUCGGAUCAGACCUCUGGUGUGGUGGAUGCAAAAGGCGGCCACUGCCACUCGGGUUUCGCGGCGCGCCACUCGCCUCCUCCACGGACCAAUGCAGGAAUCCCAGACAGUGGUGGUUUCCCUUCUGGAUCAACAUGCUUCAGCUAGAGACCCGUUUUGCUGCUGCUGGGGAGGCAGCAUUGUUGGGCAUUGCCUGCCUGGUGACGGGAGGCAAGAGCCCAACUACUCGGGCAGGCGUGGGGAGCUCAAGGCCCGUGAAGGAGUCCUGAGCCCUUUCCAGAGACGGGGGGGGGGGAGGAUGCAGAAUCAGCAGCCUGCCCAUCUGUUGCCAGGAACACUGAGGGAGCAAAGCUGGGAAGGAGAUCACGGGGGCCGGAUGGAGAGCAGCAGCCAGGGGUGUCUCGACUCGGGCCAUCUUCGGCCGCUUGGCUCUCCAGUGCUGAGCCAUCUGCUUUGGGCACUUCAGGAGAUCCGGUGCUUCUGGGACCCUCCUGCAGGCGGCAUUGCACCCCCAGCCCUAUUGAGAGCUGCCUGGACGGUGGCCGAGGGUGGCUUCCCCUGGGUGUCGCCGUGCAAGCGGGACGGAGAGAAAGGCCUGAAGUCUGAAGCUUCCAUUUAUUUCAAAAAUAAGCAUCUACUUCUGUGCCCCAUAAGAGCAGGUCAGGCGUGUGGCUGAGCUGCUCCAGAAACACUCCCCCCCCCCAAUAAUAAAACAACUAUAAGUUAUA